CUCUGAAAGCGCAUUGCAAUUUUGUCCCUUUUGCUUUGUUAUAAUUCGUUUGUCAAUACCACAAACUCGGUCUGAGAUCCUGUCGUCGCUCCCAAGUUUGCCGCUUGUCUCACGUCCAUUCCCCUCUCACAGCCGCAACGAUGGCAUCUAACAAAGCUACUCGGUUGGGUGAGGAGAUCUGGAAAACCCGAAUCGAUAAGGUGAACGCUGAGCUCGUCACCUUGACGUACGGAACUAUUGUCGCACAGCUCUGCAAAGACUACGAAAGCGAUUAUGCGGAGGUGAACAAACAGCUCGACAAAAUGGGUUACAACAUCGGACUGCGAUUGAUCGAAGACUACCUCGCCAAGUCCAACACCAUGAAGCGAUGCGCCAACUUCCGCGAGACGGCCGAGAUGAUUUCUCGUGUUGGAUUUAAAAUCUUCCUCAACAUCACUCCUCAGGUCCUGAAUUGGACAAGCGAAAAUGACCAGUUCUCGCUGGUGUUUGAAGAGAACCCUCUCGCCGACUUUGUCGAGCUUCCCGACGAUGGACGAGCGCAAGACCAGCUCUGGUACUCCAACAUUCUAUGCGGAGUGCUACGAGGUGCAUUGGAGAUGGUACAGAUGCAGGUUGAGGCUCACUUUGUUAGUGACGUCUUGCGAGGCAACGAAACUACAGAAAUGAGGGUUUCGCUAGUUCGAUACCUCGACGAUGAACUGCCACCUGAGGAUGACUGAGAGGUUAAGAGGAGCACUUAGUUACGAAUGUGACGACGAUUUGGCAUUAUGCCAAUAGAGCUAUAUGGAGAUGGCCAAGUGGCAAUCUACAGGGUAGAUAUCGAGGGAAAGUUCAUCUUCAAAAGAACAUCGACGGUAUGCAUGACGACAUGUCGGCCAGGAUGCUUGGUAUGCAACACAAACUCAGCAAUAAAAUCCAUCUAUCAGUUGUGAUAGUUGGCCAUGGAUUAUGCAUGAUACAUGCAAAAUACCCUGAAGGAGGACAGCUGUCAGCCACGUGCUAGCCUAGAAAGAAACGCACGUUUAAUAAAGAUCAUGCCAGACAUCGGCGAUUAACAUGA
This is a messenger RNA of Fusarium graminearum PH-1, 1060 nucleotides long. RefSeq names its product trafficking protein particle complex subunit 3. Gene Ontology annotation, biological process: intra-Golgi vesicle-mediated transport; endoplasmic reticulum to Golgi vesicle-mediated transport. NCBI's taxonomy places the organism in Eukaryota, Fungi, Ascomycota, Sordariomycetes, Hypocreales, Nectriaceae. The transcript has 4 exons. The record is from RefSeq and is a predicted model, not a curated record. The coding region runs from base 141 to 719 and encodes 192 amino acids. Gene Ontology annotation, cellular component: cis-Golgi network membrane; TRAPP complex; cytosol.